Molecule: messenger RNA, 1440 nt
Organism: Ogataea angusta
Lineage: Eukaryota; Fungi; Ascomycota; Pichiomycetes; Pichiales; Pichiaceae
Exons: 1
Coding region: 1-1440 (479 amino acids)
Source: RefSeq, a predicted model, not a curated record
AUGGAUACCUCGUCUGACAGCUCAGAUCCGGAUGUUGCGUACGAAACAGUCACGCCAAACGAAGUGGAGCGGCUAGUUGGUUUUCCCAAACAUGCCUCUUCGACUGAUUCGGAAGACGGGAGCGAUCUUUCAUUUCAAAAAAACGACAGCCUCGAGAAUGGCCUUCCUCCCUUGCGAUUCCUCACCAAACCUGAUCAUAUUGGCAGUCCUAUUAUUUACCAGGACAAGCAAGCAGGAAAGCAACGCUUAUGUGUGCGCUCAAAGAUAUCUCCUUUACAGGAUAAAACCAACGUAUGUGCGAACGACCAAAAUCCGUUUAAAGAGGAUCGGCACAAAUCAAGCGUCGGUAAAAAGUUGUUGGUGUCAGAUUUGGUCAGCCACUUUGAUAAAGAAACAUUUUUGGAUCCUAAAAGCAAGUUCAUCAGCCGAAGAGAUGAGGCUCGUUUGCUAUCGCCCAUGCCACCCGAGUUGGAGCGAAAUAAAAGCGAUGCGUCUUCGCCAAGCAGCGACUAUAGAUCAUUUCCUGUAUACGAUCCAACUGCUAUUCCUCCUCGCCCAAAUGCGCUUCAAUCCCUUGUACCCAAUGAGGAUAGUACGGACAGCGGCAGCAGGGUCAGCUCUACGAAGUCUUGGCAACCACCUCAAAAAACUCCAGUUUCCCAUCAAGAAGAGAGUCUCUGUCGUCCCAAUACUCCCAUCGCCAAAUAUCCCACUACACCAAUCUUGGAACCACAAUAUAAUAGUACUGGAUUUCAACACUCGUCCGAAUACUACCAUUUGCUAGUGGAAAAAGACAAAGUUGAAUUGCGCUACCACAACCUGCUCUCGGAGCACAAGAGACUCAUAGAAAGAUUUCACUUUCUGAAAGAGGAGAGCGAGAAGUUGAAACGUCUCUCGCAAGCACUCAAUGAGGAAAGAAGUCGUGAACUGAAACGCUAUAAGGAGGCAAAAGCUUUUUAUGAGUCACUCGAGAAGAAGUAUGAUGUCGAUUUUAAAAUGCUGGCUAAAUUCAUCAGAAAUGCUUUUGAAGAUAUCAUAGGAGUACCGAUUGAUGGGUGUGAUACACCAGAAAACGAGAAAUCCCACCAUACCCAUUGUGUCAAACUUUUGGAAAUGCUGCGAGUCGCAAUCAGGACGAAAGAGCGCAUGAGCGUGAAAAGCCACGCUUCUGAUAUCCAGAUGCUUAGAAGAAGAAUGGAGCAUAUGGAGCUGGAUUCCAGUGAGAUCAAACAGCAGCGUCGAUACGCUAGUAAAUGGCUUGAGGCAACGUACUGUUCUCUUCUAGGUGUAUUGGGAGGCAGUGUAUUUGUACCCGACAAACAAGUCCUGCUCACGGUGGAUAAUAUUCAGCAGAAAAUACAGAAAGGCGCAGACAGAGAUGCCGAGUGGAUUCACAACGGAGUCAUUGCUGCGCUGAUACGUGAGUUGAAUGCUAGAUAG